AUGGCGGAUAUCACUCCCAGUCCGCCUGCGAGCAAUCUUGCCUCGCCUGAACAGCGUCCUGAUUCUCCCUCGCCGAGCGUCACGCCUUCUCUUGCACUCGACGCGGUCCCCCUACUCGAUCGUUCCGUUUCCACCCCCUCGAGCUCCGCUGGCUCGACUCUUUCGACCCGAUCUAGGAAUUCGCGAUUGUCUGAUGGAGGCGCCACCGUGGUGCGGAGGAGGGGGUAUAUGCGUCCUCAGGGGACCGCCUUUGCCGAUUCUGCAAGGAAUAGGGAUAGUGUGAUGAGCUUGGGAAGUAUUGCCCACAUGCAAUACUACUUUGCGAGAACGGGACUCUUGGAUGGGAAAGGUGCACAAUUGGCUAAGGAGCGCAAGAAGGGUUCCACGGGCGACAAGGAGAACAAGGAGCCUCCUUCGCUGAGUGGGAGUAUGUUGGAUGAGUUCAGCAUGGGGUCACUCUCGCUAUACGAUAGCAGUUCUGCGUACGCUGUCUCGGAGUCUGGAAUGGACAAUGUGGUGGAGAGCCCGACUGAGAUGCAGAUGGAUCCUGCGGUCUGGGCUUCGGAUCCAAUCAUGCUUCCGCCUACUGUGAGCACUUACAAGGUCAAACCGGAGUACACGGAGCCUGUGCCGGAUAUGCCAGUACUGAGACGAGAGCUGAAGGAAGCCCUACAGGAUGCCUGUAAGGUACUGGAAGAGUCGCAGAAGCAGGAGAACCCUUCGUCCCAGAAUGGCGAGGACAGCCAUGGCUUCGACGAGAUUCAAGGUUUACACCUCUUGGAUAUAAUCACGUUGGCUAUCCGGGCGGCGAAGAACUACUAUGUGGCUCAUACCAAUCCGCAAAAGUUGUACUCUCUGAAGGCGGAGAAAGACCUCCGAUCGGAUUUGUAUCAAGUCUUGGAUAUUCUCAAGAGAAUGGCAAGUCGCAGCUUUCGCGGCGGAAUCCGCCUGGACGAAUUGACCGCCAUCAUCAUCUGGAUCGAAGGCAUCGACAGGCUUCUGAAAAAGGAAGACGAAAUGGAACAGCAAGAAAGCGCCGAACGAGAAUCCUGGAUCUGGAGAGAAGGCGACUGGACCGGAAGAGAGCGAGAGCGAGAAUGGUGUUUCCUGAAAUCCUUCGAUCACGACGAACCAAGUCUCCCCCAAUGGCCGGAACCUCAAGCAGACACGCAGCUUCCCAACGAAUUCCUCCAAACGCUACAAGAUGGACAACGUCUCGUCAAGCUCCACAACUCUCUUGUUGCCCGUUCCAAGCGGAAGUUUCACGAGAUUAAAACAUGGCAUACCGACGUGGGGAAACCUUACCGGAUGGCGGAGAAUCUCAAGUACUGGACCAAAGCCGCCGAGUUGCGAUGGGAUAUUCAGUUGUCUGUUCCGGCGUUGGAUGUCGUGCAUGGGAAAGAUGAGACAUCGUGGCAGAAAUUCGACGAGGCUAUUUACACGUGGUGUAGGGGAGUGAGGGAGGAAUUGAUGGAGGAGUGGAGGCAGGAAGCGCAGAGCCAGGAAAGGAAACGAGCGCCGGAGUUGAAGAUCGAAGUGCCUGCGACUGAGGCGACGGAGAGUGCUGCGGAUCACGAUGUUGCUGUUGAGUGA
Lecanosticta acicola is the source of this 1593-nucleotide messenger RNA. NCBI's taxonomy places the organism in Eukaryota, Fungi, Ascomycota, Dothideomycetes, Mycosphaerellales, Mycosphaerellaceae. The record is from the annotation of a GenBank genome assembly.